Molecule: messenger RNA, 4764 nt
Organism: Nezara viridula (southern green stink bug)
Lineage: Eukaryota; Metazoa; Arthropoda; Insecta; Hemiptera; Pentatomidae
Source: the annotation of a GenBank genome assembly
GCCAGAACACUUUUCCUACGGUGAGGGAAGGGAGCGCAGAAUGUGAACUUUCGUGCCUGGAUUUUCGGUCCAUAUUACUAUUUAGUCCAUAGUUUGUUCGUAUUCAAAUGGACCAGGCCAAACUACAUGCCCCCAGACUUUACUAUACUACGUUAGUAGAGAAUAAAAAGGAUGAAAUUGAAGAGAAGUACGAACGUUGUUAUAUCAAUUUGCAGUCGAUAAUAUCGGGCUUAUCAGAGAAAGAAGCCCAUGAUGCCUUAAAUGUCACUGUUGCCAAAGAUAAAGCUCAUGAAGAAAUAGUAUGCCUUGGUUUACUUACCUUAAUACUUACAGACCCCACUAAUUCAUCAAAGAGUUAUAGAGACCUGACACUGAUAGCAAGAGAUGGAUUAGUAUUGGCACAGCAUCAUCUCACACAGCUUGUUGCAGAAAGAUGGUCAAAGUUGACAGAUAUAGUACGUUCUCAACUGAUAUGGGUUGUGAGAGAGAUGAUAAGGAAUGGCGUCGCUGGAGUGGAAAACUUGUUAUGGAACGUCAUGAGGCAUAUGGCUGGAGGUGACGUUACUCAACGAAAUUUGACGCUAGUUGAAGCCAUUCUUGAUAUGUUAAUAGAAAACAGGUCAUGGGUGGACAAGACACCUAUAAUAGUCUCUACAUCUGUGUAUGCCUUUUUGAGAUUGAUUGAAGACCAUAUGUCCCCUGCUCUUGCCAACUUGCAAAAAAAGGAAAUAGCUUUUACAGUGUCUUUAUUAAGGGAAAAAUUCAAUGACUGUUUGAUGAUUGGUAGAGAUUUGAUAAGGUUACUGCAAAAUGUUGCUCGUAUUCCAGAGUUUGAGCAAUUUUGGAAGGAUAUGUUGCAUAAUCCAAAAAGUCUUAGCCCACAAUUUGGAGGAGUUCUGACGCUCUUACAGACAAGGACUUCAAGGCGGUUUCUUCAGUCACGGUUGACACCCGAUAUGGAACAAAAGUUGGUAUUUCUCACUUCAAAUGUUCGUUUCGGGAACCACAAGCGCUAUCAAGAUUGGUUCCAAAGGCAGUAUCUAGGUACCCCUGAGGCACAGUCAUUGAGAUGCGAUCUGAUAAGGUUCAUCGUUGGGGUAAUUCAUCCGACCAAUGAGCUACUUUGUUCUGACAUCAUACCACGAUGGGCAGUUAUCGGUUGGCUGCUGACGACGUGUACUUCAACCAUCGCGACUACUAAUGCCAAGCUUGCUCUCUUCUAUGACUGGUUGUUUUAUGAUCCCGAGAAGGAUAAUAUUAUGAAUAUAGAACCUGCCAUUCUUGUAAUGCACCAUUCUAUGAGGUCUCAUCCUGUUGUGACUGCAACUCUUUUGGAUUUUCUCUGCAGGAUAAUCCCCAACUUUUACCCGCCUAUGUCCGACCGGGUGAAGAACGGCAUCUACACUUCGCUGAGGCAGAUCCUGGAAAAGCGAGUGUUGCCCGCCCUCUAUCCCCUGUUCGACAGCCCCAAGCUGGACCGUGAGCUCAAGAUGAUGAUUCAUGACACUUUUCCGGACUUCUGCUUUCCCCCGCCUGUCGAAGGGAGCAGAAUAGACGACAUGAGGUGCGACGAUGAUGACGGGCCGCCUGAGUUAGAGAACCACAACGGCAGCCAGCAGGAGGCCGUUUUCAGUGACGAAGAAUGUGACUCUCCUCCCUCUCAGCCAAUAAAAUCCAAAGUAAAGGUAGAAAAACCAGCACCGUCAGAAAAUAAGGAGAAAGUAACAGAUAUCCUUUCAACAAAGACAAAAUCAAAGAAGAAUGCAGGCGCAAGUAGUGAAAAAGUUAAAGUGAAAGAAGAAGAAACACUUGAGCUUACGAAGAAUUUGGAAGGAGAUAUCAAGACUGCCGUUGAACGACUGAAUAUGGAGACUGACAAUGAAGCUAGGUGUGAGGCCAUGGACAAGCUAGUACAAAUAGUGCUGCAGGAUGAAGAUCUGGACGGUGACGUUCUGACUAACUUAGCAAUUUGCCUUUGCCAGCUUCUUCAAGAGCAGAUAGAAGGCAGGGUCUUUCCGGAGACUGUAUCUCCCGAGACGUUGGAAGAUAGCAUAGGUAAGCCGCUGUUUGUGCUACUGAGGAACGUGACUGAAACGUCCGACUACGAUGAUCGUCAGAACCCCCUUUUCACCCUGCUGGCGGAGAUGCACAUCCACCAACCAAGGCUCGGCUACCUCCUGUUAUACUAUAUCCACGCGAGUGCCUGCGCACAAGAAGCUGAGACAAAUAGCAAGUCUUCUAGAAGUGAUAAAAUGCAUGCCUACCGAGAAUUCUGUGAUAAUUUAGAUAAGAAAUUGGAAGAAUGCAUUUUGAGUGAUCUCAAGUUAUGCCAAGAAGACGAUGUUCACCUUUUAUGCUGGUUAGCUCCGGCCAUUUAUAACGAAUUCCCUAAUAUCGCAAUUGGUCACGCUAAUCUCCUCCACCUAGUUGUGUCGAGCGUCGACGCGCGUCAGCUGCAGGAACUUGUGUGCCGUGUUGUUCAAGGGAGCUUGACUAUACUUCAGGAGGACUCUUUGCAGCACAUCCUACAAGCGUCUCUGAUGUGGGAGACGUUUGAACAGAUCUGUCUUUGGCAACUGGUGUCGGCGCACGGCAUGUCCAUAGAGACCAUCAUGCCCGUCCUGGGGAAGCUGGACUUUGCCAGCCACGCCGAGGCCCUCACGGCGAUACUGCUCAUGCUUCAGCAGGAAAGGCCGACCGCUGAUCUGGUGAAGCAAGUGAUGAGCCGAGAUGUUGGACCAAGUUGUGAUAUGUUUGUAAUGUCGGUCCUGCUGGCGUGGUGCAAAGAGCAUGAGGACACCCUCGCGGAGCUGAUUGCUACACUCCUGUCUAGGAGCUGCCCGGCAGCCGCCUCUCCCAACAAGAGGAAGCGGACGGGGACGCGCGCCAGCUCAGCUCCCACGGCGGAGAAGAUCCUAGGCCACCUCGACAGGCUGAGGAGCGGCACCAAGCAGCUCUACAAAUUUGAUGCUAUGCAGAAAGCGCUGCAACAAGCCCAGUCCGCAUGUAGCGAGUCCCAAAAGAGCCAGUUCAGCAACUUGUUUGCUUUAGUAGAAGUGGAGGAAACUACAGGCGGGAGGGGGAAGGGCGGGAGGGGAAGGAGGCCUGCGAACCCACCUCCCAAGAAGAAGCCGCCGAAGGAAAUUAUUUCUGAUUCAUCCGAUCUCAGCAGUGAGGAAGAAGAAAUUGUUAAGCCUAAACAAGCAAAAAAGAGGAAAAAAAAUCUUGUGGGAUCAGACAGUGAUUAAUAAUCGUAUAUAUUUAGGGAACAUGAAGUUUUUUUUUAUUGUAAUAUGUUUUGUAUAUUUAUGUAUUUUAUCUAAAGAGAAGUAUGUGAUAUGCUUCCACCAGGCGUUUGUAAAUAUAUAUCCCAUAUUGGGACGCCCUCCGAAUUCCGGUUAUUAAUAUUUGUAUAUUUAGUUUUCCUCUUCUUAUAUUCUUUUCCUUUUAUUUUUAAAAUAUGUUGACUCAACUAAUAUAGUUUUGAAAACGUGUAUGUAUCAUGAUGAAAUUCUACAAAUUUUCCUAAUGGUACUGAGGUUGAAUUAUCUUAACCUUCUUAAAAUUAAAUCUUUUAAAGAAUCAAAGAUUAGAGUCAAUAUACAAAUUGUAGAUAAAUGUAUAUUUUUUAUAAGUAUCAGCUGUGUUAAUUAGUAAAUUUGUUUCAUUGGUUAACCAUUGUAUCGGAACAGAUAAUUAAUCAAAAUAAGAUAUACUUGACAGGGAAGAAUUGUGUAAAAUAAAAGGAAAACAAACGAAAUCGUCUUUAAAUUAUAACAAAUAGACUUAACUGUUUGAAGAUAAUAAAAUAUAACGUUUUUGUACCACAAAGAUCGGAGUUUGUACAUUAUAUAACUAAAUAAGCAUUGUAUUUUCUUGAAUCUUUGUAAAUAUUUAUAUAUAUAGUAAUAAUUAGUUGAAUUGUAAAUAAAUUAUUUCUAUGUAUAAAAUUAUGUACAACCAGUUGUUUUUUAUUUCUAUGUCAUACUUGAGAGUAAGUAUAAAAUUCCCUUAGGUAAGAUUACAUAAAGUGUAAUAUAAUUGUUGUGGAUAUUUGUUAUCAUUUUAUUAUUUUUUCUUUUGUAUACAUAUAUAUAAUACACUGUUUUAUUUUAGUAAUUACAAAUAAUUAAAAAAAAGUUUAGUUGAUUUUUAAAAUUUUAAGUUUAUAUUAUAUUACUGAAGUACCAAUAUAUAACUUUGUUACUUUUAAUAGAAUAAAAAAAAAAUUCUCAAGUUGUACAAUUGUGUACCGGCAAUAACUAGUGAGUUGCAUUUAAAUACGAAUAGAGACGUUUUGAGUAUUUUUAUAUGACGCCAUGAGGCCUAUAAAGAUAUUAACAAUAAAAAAGUGGAUUUGAACAUGUUAGAACCAAAGAGAAAACUAAAUUCGAAGCAUGAUUUAAAAAUUUGUUUGUCUUUGUAAUUUCAUAUAACAUUGUAUCCUGGCGUGUUUUAUAAUUUAUUUAAGACUGUAACCAUCGCUUACAGUUGAACAGCUCAAUCUGAUUUUCAGUUUCUUUUGUAUUUACAAUACUCUGCAUGUCGUCUGACAAUCUAUAUUGUUCAUUAAAUGUGUCAAAAAUGAAAUAAAAAAAUAUUACUUGACUCAAUCUACUUCGUUUGUAAAUAGUUUUGAAAAAUUAACAAUAAGGAUUGCAAUUUUAUCUUUAUAGAAUAUAAAUAAUUCUGGUGUAAUUAAUAAGUUAUUUUGGUCUUCAUAUCGUUAACCUAUAGAUGCGGUAUGCAAUAUGCCAUUCGUUC